AUUUGUUUCUGUUGCUUGGGAAUCUCUAGCGACAGAUUCGAUCGAACAAGCGCUGGCGCCCGCCAAAAAUGGACCUCCGGCGCUUCACCCUGCUGGCGCUGUUCCACGUCUGGGCGGUGGCAUCCCAACGGAGACAGCCGCAGAUGAGCUAUUUACAGGUGCCCUCUGUCCCAGAGCCGCCGCCCCUACUGGCACCGCUGCUUCGCACAGCGGUGGCCGCAAAGCACGGACCCAGCGGGGCAUGUGAUGAAGCAUGUUUCGUGGCCUUGGUGGAGAAGGUGGUGCAUGAGGCCGCCCAGCUGGCCUGGGCCAGGCUGGAUGCCAACAGCGAUGGCCAACUGGACCUGGAGGAAUUGGGUUCCGUGACGCAAAAGUCAUGGACGGGCAAGAAGAAACGCAAGCGCUUCGUGGCCGGGGCAGAGUCGUGGCCCUUUCGGUAUAUCCUGGCGCAGCAGUUCUCCACGAUGGACUUGUCCCGCUCGGCGCGCCUCGCCGUGGCGGUGAUGCCCGAGCAUGUGGCGCGGUGGCUCCGCUCGGUGGCCUUCUUGGAUCAGCGGAAGGCUCUCUUCGACCAGGUGGCGGUUCUGAACGCGGAGGUGGCGGGUGAUGUGUCUGUGGGCGAUGAAGAUGGCGCCUUUGCGCUGGACGAUUGGCACCGCUGGCGUGGCUGA
Durusdinium trenchii is the source of this 671-nucleotide messenger RNA. Lineage: Eukaryota; Dinophyceae; Suessiales; Symbiodiniaceae. The record is from the annotation of a GenBank genome assembly.